This is a messenger RNA of Manihot esculenta (cassava), 1256 nucleotides long. Its product is annotated as OVARIAN TUMOR DOMAIN-containing deubiquitinating enzyme 11. NCBI's taxonomy places the organism in Eukaryota, Viridiplantae, Streptophyta, Magnoliopsida, Malpighiales, Euphorbiaceae. Gene Ontology annotation, biological process: protein deubiquitination. Gene Ontology annotation, molecular function: cysteine-type deubiquitinase activity. Bases 298 to 981 code for a protein of 227 amino acids. The record is from RefSeq and is a predicted model, not a curated record. The transcript has 11 exons.
AAAAAGAGCUUAGCCAAAUUUUGGAAUUACAAUAUUAAGCUAAAUAUACUUGGGUUGAUUUACAUAACACGUAAAACUCUAUUUGAUUGGUCGUCCGUAGGCGCAAUUGUGUUCGUUUCUUGUCGGAGAGAUUGGAGAUAGAAUAACGUUUAGUCCAAGACUACUUCAAUAUCAACUGCUAGCUCACAGAUACAGAGUUUUCCUCUAUCCAAGGAACCUUUUCCACCGUUUCUCUUUCAUCUCCCUUUGACAUUUUUGGUUAAGAAGAUUAUCUAUCUAUGUUAUUGUUGAUAUAAUAUGAUGACUGAAAGUCAUAGUAAUGCAAGUGCAAGCUCACCCUCAAGUUUGAAUAGCAGCCUCCCAGAUACAGAGGAUGACCAAACCAUUGCAAGCAUCUUAGCCGAAGAGGAAAACUCAAAUGUUGCUGGAAAGCUUGGGAAGAGACUUUCUCAUUUGGAUUCCAUACCACUGACUCCCCGAAUCAAUGGUGAGAUACCUGAUGUGAACGAAGCAACCUUAGACCACGAGCGGCUAUCUGAAAGGUUAACAACAUAUGGUUUAGCAGAACUGCAAAUGGAGGGUGAUGGGAAUUGCCAGUUCCGAGCAUUAGCAGAUCAGCUGUUUCGCAAUCCAGAUUACCACAAACAUGUGCGGAAGCAAGUAGUCAAGCAGCUAAAACAUUUCAAAAAGUUAUAUGAAGGUUAUGUGCCGAUGAAGUACAGAAGCUACUUGAAGAAAAUGAAAAAACCAGGGGAAUGGGGGGAUCAUGUUACUUUACAAGCAGCUGCAGAUCGAUUUGAAGCCAAAAUCUGUUUGGUCACAUCUUUCCGGGACACUUGCUAUAUUGAGAUCACUCCCAAGGACAAGAAUCCUACCAGAGCGGGCUCUGGCGCCUGGCGACGUCUCCCUUGCCUGGCUUCUGGCGCCUCUCUCUCUGAGGCUCGCGCCUUUAGCAACACUGAUCAUUGCAGGUGUGGCUGAGCUUUUGGAGUGAAGUUCAUUAUAAUUCUUUGUAUGCAAGUGGAGAUGUGCCAACCAGAGUAUCAAGAAGAAAGCAUUGGCUUUUCUAGAUAUUUGGCAGGUCCUCAUGUUGCAUUGUAUAUCUAUUUUCUAUUUUUGUAUAUCAUACUAACAGAGCUGAUUGGCGAAAAUGAUUCAUAUAACCGACCCCAACUGGUUUUGUGUGCAAGGCUUUGUUAUUGUUGUAUGUUUAUCAUCUUCAAAUAUAUUAAAUUAUUAAUUAUAAUUAGCAACCA